Molecule: messenger RNA, 1635 nt
Organism: Wickerhamiella sorbophila
Lineage: Eukaryota; Fungi; Ascomycota; Dipodascomycetes; Dipodascales; Trichomonascaceae
Product: Sterol O-acyltransferase 2
Exons: 1
Coding region: 1-1635 (544 amino acids)
Biological process (GO): ergosterol metabolic process
Cellular component (GO): endoplasmic reticulum membrane
Molecular function (GO): ergosterol O-acyltransferase activity
Source: RefSeq, a predicted model, not a curated record
AUGAGCUCUUCGGACGAUAGCGAGCAGUCGGCAAUUGCCAGUCUGAGCAAACUCCCGAAACAUCCUAAACACAAACGUCGGCAUCUCAGAACCUCCUCUGAUUCCUGGUCCACUUCGGGACUGGAUUCCCCGUCCACUCCGUCGUCCCCGGCGCCCCCACGACCGCUACGGCCGUCCAAAACAGAGACGCUUGCAAGCAGCAGCAAGAGAGAUGACGAAAUCAAGUCUCGUACCAGCAGAACCGGCACCGAGUAUGAUAAGAAGAGUUCUGUUGAUUUACAGUUCCCCUCUGGGAAACGAAGAACCAAGAUUGCCUACAAGAACAUUAUUCACAAACACGAAACGACUAUAUUUGAUUCACCAGAGUUUAGGAAGGAUAUUAUGUACGGAUUCUAUGUUCUUUUUUGGGUAAUUCUUGGUACAAGCACAAUUAGAGCUCUGAUUGUCAAUUACAUUUCAACUGGCCGGCUAUUGGAAGACAACGUUGUGCGUAUUCUUCGGCGGGAUAUCUUCAAAGUGGCCCUCACGGAUCUGUUCAUGUAUCUGUGCAUGUACGUCACCUACUUUCUUCAGAGACUUGUCAAGGCCAACAUAGUGGAUUGGCAGGGCAUUGGCUGGAAGUUGCAGUACGUAUGGCACUUUACGUUUCUGCUUACCUUUAUUGCAGUCGCGAGGCUCGGUGACUAUCCAUGGAUUGCCCGUAUUUUUUUGUUACUACACUCCUUGACAAUGCUCAUGAAGCAACACUCCUACGCAAUGUAUAAUGGUCACAUGCACGCUAUUGAAAACGAAUUGGUGGUGUGCCAGAGUCUCCAGAAGCGUCAUAUUCAUUCUGGAGACGUUAUGGAUGAAAUUCUUGACCGUAUGAAGUUCUGUCAGGAGGAGAUCGAUAUUCAGUCCAAGUCUAUCCGGUACCCUGCCAACUUGGGCUUGAAGAAUUUCUUCAUGUUCACAAUGUAUCCGACGUUGGUUUAUCAGCUCGAGCUCCCCAGAACGUCCCAUAUUAGAUGGUGGUUUGUUGCCAAAAAGGCCACAGCGACUCUAGCCCUGUUUGUUAUUUUGAUCAUUUGGUCAGAACAGCAUAUCCACCCUAUUGCAGUCACGGUUAUAAACCUGCGCGACAAGCCACUGAGUACGCGAUGGAGAGAGUAUCCUUUGAUUUUAUCCGAUCUGAUUCCUCCGUUUUUCGUUGUGUAUCUCAUCACGUUCUACCUGAUCUGGGAUGCCAUCUUAAACACCCUAGCAGAGCUCACGUGUUUCGGCGAUCGCCUGUUUUACCGUGACUGGUGGAACACAGUGCAGUGGGACCAGUUUGCCAGAGACUGGAAUGUGCCAGUCUACCAGUUCCUGUAUCGCCAUGUCUACCACUCGUCCAUUGCAACCAUGCAUGUCUCGAAAUUCCAAGGCAUGGUUACGACCUUUAUGCUAUCUUCAGUGUUCCAUGAGCUUGCUAUGUACGUUAUUUUUGGACGUCUUCGUGGCUACCUUUUCGGCUUCCAGUUGCUGCAGUUGCCACUGGGGUUACUGUCGAGACAAAAGAUCUUCCAGAAAUAUCCCUCGCUCGGAAUCGCCCUCUUUUGGUUUGGUAUUUUUGUCGGGCCAUCAAUUCUAACUUCGUUGUAUCUGACAUUCUAG